Messenger RNA from Carassius carassius (crucian carp), 726 nucleotides. Its product is annotated as splicing factor ESS-2 homolog. Bases 242 to 679 code for a protein of 145 amino acids. Gene Ontology annotation, cellular component: catalytic step 2 spliceosome. The transcript is spliced from 5 exons. The record is from RefSeq and is a predicted model, not a curated record. Lineage: Eukaryota; Metazoa; Chordata; Actinopteri; Cypriniformes; Cyprinidae.
UACAGUCGCUGUCAGGAGUGAUGUGGUAAGGACUAACAAACCGAAGAGGAAGAUUCUUGAUGAAGAUCAAUAUAGAGGUAAGACAUUUGGGGAAGAUCAUCCAGAGGGACUUUUUCCCAGAUGCCUCCAAACUUCAAGCGCAGAAGGAUUAUCUGGAGGCAGAGGAGAACAGAGAUCUGGAGCAGAUGAGGGAGGCCGCCAUCAAAUAUGGGUCUGUGAUGGCUAAAUACCCCUCGAACCUAUGUGCCCUACCCCAGAUGGUCGAAGUGCAUCUCCCUCGUGUUUGCAGAGCAAACACAGAUCAGCGAAAGAGGAUGGAAAAGCUGCUGAAAAAACAGAGGAAAAGGAUCUUCUGUCUCUGGACCAUUUUCUUGCUAAAAACACAAGUGAAGACAACGCAUCCUUUGAGCAGAUAUUGAAGCUUGCGGAUGACAAGAACAAGCUGAGGCAUGCGUGGCUCUAUGAGGCAGAGAAUGAAUUUAAAGAGAGGCACGAGAAGAACCUCGCUCUGCCAUCCACAGAGAAACAGGCGAUUGAGUGCACCAAGGCAGGAUUGGAAACAUGGCAGUACAAGGCCAAAAAUGCACUUAUGUACUACCCUGAAGGUAAAUAUUCCAGUGAGGAUCUGCAUCAAAUAGAAAAUAAACAGCAUGCAAGCAACAUUUUGGUGUCAUUUUAAUAUGUAUAUGGCCAAGGAGCCAUCUGGUAAAUUGCAUGUUUAUUUUG